This is a messenger RNA of Symbiodinium sp. CCMP2592, 1926 nucleotides long. Lineage: Eukaryota; Dinophyceae; Suessiales; Symbiodiniaceae. The record is from the annotation of a GenBank genome assembly.
AUGGGGCCGUACGAGCUCGAGGAGGUCGGGCUCGAGGCCUACCACAACAACCACUUCGAGGAGGCAGAGCGUCUCCUCAGCGCAGCGCUGCGCAUUGCAGCACCCCGAAAAGCACCGCUGCUCCGUGCCCGUGCCACCGUGCGCUUGGCCCUCGGAGAGCCGUACGCUGGGCAUAAGCCAUGGACCAAUCACUGGCGCUGCAUCUACAAGCUCAUGGCCAUCAGAAGGGACAGAUCUGUCAGCGCAGAAACCGGCGACCCGACGGGUCGCAUUACGCGGUCCCUGCGCUACAACCAGAUCAUCCGUGUGGAUGGCGAACCCGUCGAUGGCUGGGUCAAGUUGCUGGACAGCUUGGGAUACGCCCUGGUCGCGUCCCCGCAUGUUGGUCAGUUGUUGGAGCUCGUUGCACGGGGCCCCGAUGCUUUGAGACUGGCUUUGGAGGACUGCGAAGCGGCCAUCGAGCUGCAGCCGAACAUUGCCGAGGCAUACUUGCUGGCAUCAAGGUGCUUCGUCCUUGAAGGUGACCUGAAACAAGCUGAAGCGGUACUGAAGCGCGGGGAGGCGGAGGUGAAGCCACGUGAGCAGUCCAAAAUUCAGGUGCAGCUGCGCAACCUGCAGAAGAUCAUGCCAAAACUUGCCCAGGUAGCGGACCUUCUGACUCCAGAUUUCAGCCAUGAGGAGUCCGGCAAGCGAGCUCUGGGCCACCUCAAGGAAGCUGCUCGUUUGGGCGCAUCUGCUUGGAGGCUGCGGCCACUGCAGCUCCACGCCUUACUUCAGGCCCGGCAAUACCUCCGCGCCUUCGAGGCGAAGAAGCUGGCGGAGGAAAUGCUCAAGACCGUGGCUGGAAGUCCACGCCCUGAGGACCUGCUGCUGCACGGUGCUGCGGGGCUCCUCUGCCGUCAAGCGGAGGGAAAGGAAGUGCUGGAGUCAUUGGUACAGGAGGCCAAGGAGGCAGGUAGCAUUGCAGGUCAAGGCCCUGCGAUGGAGUGGUUCGAGGUCGUGUACAAGAAUGUACUAGUGAAGAAGCGCUGCGACGAAAAGGCUCCCAGUUGGUGCUUGCUGGGCAAGGGCCACAAAGUCAUGGUCUUCCCAAAGCGUGAGACAGAUGCCAAGGGGCAAGCGUGGGUGGAGUUGGCGCCCUUUGAGCUCCGGAGGCUCUGCGCAGACUGUCGAGAGAAGAAGCUGGAGGAAGCGCGCGGCUUUCUCCUGAUCGACGGUAGCUCGCUGGGCCUGGGAGCCCUGCUGCAGCCAGUGGACUUCGAUUCUGGCCCUGCGCUUCGUGCGGCCGCUUUGCUGCGAGCGGUCGAUGCUGCCUCGGAGCUGAAGGCCCAGGGCGACCGGUUUCUGAAGCGAGGCGAGGCGAAGGAGGCCCGCGAGCGCUACGCGGCCGCGCGCCUGGGUGGCUCAUGGGACGUGGACCUCCGCGCCCAGCUGCACCUCAAGACGGCCGAGGCAUUGAGGAUGGAGGGCGAGCUAGAAGCAGCCUUGACAGAAGUCUCCGAAGCGUGCUGCUUCAUGGAGAGAGAGAAGUCUGCCCCAGCACUGCUGUUGCGUGGAAUUCUUCGUUUCGACUCGGGGAAGUGGCGUGAGAGUCUGGAGGAUUUCGAAAAGGCACAAGAUCUGGCUACGCGGGCCCAGCAACUUUCACAGGAUUUGGCUGCAUGGCUUCGCCGCGCUCGUGAGGCCGUGCAUCGCAAGGACUCGCGGAACUUUUAUGCUAUAUUGGGAUUGCGCUGCGACUGCGAUUCCUCAGAAGUGAAGAAGCGCUUCCACAAGCUUGCGCUGCAAUGCCAUCCCGACAAGGUUCACUCAACCUCCGAAGUACUGAAGAAGUCAGCUGAGGCUCGUUUCAAAGCCAUCCAAGAGGCAUACGAGGUCCUCAGCGACCCCAAGAGAAGACAAGAGUACGACUAUGGCAAAGGCUGA